CACCGAAUCUACUGCAGGAAGUUCACCAUGUUCCUCAACACAGCAGAGCUUCUGAAGCUGAGGAGGAGAUAAUCCGGACCGACUGGGGAGAAUCGGAUCAGAAUCGGAUCUGAUGUCCAGGAUGAAGUGUUGAUGUUACACAUGGAUCACACACACACUUUCCUGCUGGGCUUCAUCACAGUGGCCCUAUGCAAAUACGCCCAGGCUGAAUGGAAUUCGACCGGCGGCUCGCCGAACGCCACGGUGUCCUGCGGUCACCAUGACAACAACAGCAACUGCACAGAUGGAAAGGUCGUCCACAGCUGGAGUGACCACUUCUCCGAAUGUCCUGAACAAUAUUUGAAUUACUGUAUACACGGGACCUGCCAGUUUGUCCAGGAGCAGAACGUACCGUCCUGCAGGUGUGAUAGUGGGUACGUGGGUGCCAGGUGUGAAUACAUCAACUUCGACUGGUUGGUGGAGGACCGGACGAAAAUAUUAAUCGGCGGCAUCGUAGCCGUGCUGGCAUUUCUGCUCUUCGUCAUCGCCAUCGUCUGCGUCUGUAUAAACAGACGAAAGCGGAGACGAAAACAGAACCAGGGCGACGAGGAGAAGAAGCUGAACACGAUCAAACCGGACGGAUCUUCUGAACCCGCGGACAUGUCUGAUACCAACACGGUAUGAGUACUGUGGAGAGCGACUGCUGGGAUUUCUCCUGCUGGACGGGAUGUUGUCCUGACCGACAAGUGAAGACAUCACGUGGACCGGGUGGAUGCGGCGUGCGGUCCGAAACGUCUUCUGUUGCGUAUUUCAUCGUUUAUUAAAGACUGCUUUCUCAGAUACAUACGAUCCGUCAAUAAGGAAGCAUAAGGGCUGGCACGUGCUUCCUUCUGGACAUGUAAGGCUGGUUAAGCAGUGUGGCACCUGUAGGGGGCGCUAGACGCCUUUUUCUCUGCGUGUGUGCUCUAAGACGGUCGAGACUGGAUUGUGUUGAUUUAUUAGGAAGGUGGAAGGGAACAGGAACGAUUUGGGACCCUGGAUUUGCUGCGGCAUCGUAGAUCCGAACCCAUGACCUUUCGAGGUGGAUGAUUUUCCGUCGCACCCUUCAAGGGCCCCGAAUUUUCACUAAGGAAAAAGUUCGGCUAAGGAACCUUUUUAAGGUGGAAUGUUUUGUUUUUUGAACGUUUUGGCAUUUCUGUUAGUAAAACUAGACAGAACUCACCGUUCCACCUUAAAAAAUUGCUGGAACACGUGUCACUAUCCACAGUCAAGCAAGCUUUAUGUCUCGCUAAAAUCAUCACCUUCGUGCCUUCUGAAAAAGAGAAGUUUGGUCUAAAGGAACAAGAAGGAAAAAAGGCGAGGCUUUAAACCCAACAACGUGACCUAAUGUUAGAUGUGCUUCCCACAGGCACAGUCCAAAAUCCUAUAUGCAAAGGAACGGGAGGAUGUUUGGAAUUAAGGUUCAUAAAGACGUGGUUGGACGAGUGAAGGGCGUUUUUUUGUCAUGUAGUGUGUGUGUGUGUGUGUGUGUGUGUGUGUGUGUGUGUGUGUGUGUG
This is a messenger RNA of Trichomycterus rosablanca, 1535 nucleotides long. RefSeq names its product betacellulin, epidermal growth factor family member (gene btc). The transcript has 6 exons. The record is from RefSeq and is a predicted model, not a curated record. Bases 133 to 663 code for a protein of 176 amino acids. Gene Ontology annotation, biological process: positive regulation of mitotic nuclear division; epidermal growth factor receptor signaling pathway; positive regulation of cell population proliferation. Gene Ontology annotation, molecular function: epidermal growth factor receptor binding; growth factor activity. NCBI's taxonomy places the organism in Eukaryota, Metazoa, Chordata, Actinopteri, Siluriformes, Trichomycteridae.